UGUGUGUACAGUGAAACCUCAGCGAAGAUCAGGCCGCACGAUGGGACAACAGCCAUUCCACGGCCAAUCGAAACAAAUCGUUCAGAGAAGACAGACGUUCGAACGGAACCGUGCGCGCGUAAAUUGAAAGUGGAAGCAAAAAUAGAGAGAGCGCAACGGAUCUCUCACUCUCGUCUCGUCUCGUCUCGUGCUUCGUGCUUGCGAUCGCACUCACACUCGCUCUCGCGCCAGAAAAAGUUUUACCAAUCAAGUUUUUUAUUUCGCAAUAAAACAAAAACAAAAAAACAAAACUUCAACCUAGUUAAAGUUAAUGUUGCUGUUGUUGUCGUAGUGAACUUUUGUGCCUGUGCAUGUGCAUGGAAAUUGGUGUUCGUUGUUGGUAGUUGGGACCACUCUGUAUGUGUGUUUGUUGCGUCGCCGAGGCAGAAGAAAAGUCGCGCACUGGAACCAACAAACAACAAAAAAAAAAAAAGAAAAUCCACCAAAAAAAAAGAAAUUACAUUUCCGUUCAAGUGCUCCGCUGCUCCCUCCCACACUACACCCUCCAAGAGAGUGUAACAAAUAUGAUUAAAAGAAACCUUUACAUUCCGAUGGCCAAGUGAAUGUUGAAACCGAAAGUUGUCAGAUUCAGACCAUUAUGAAUUAUAUCGAAAAAGAAAGGAUUAGAACGUGACUAAAUACUUAUCCGCUCGAUCGUGAAAGUGUUCCCAAGUACCCAAACCCACGGAUACGGCCGCCCAAAAAGAAAUUCAUUUUGGAUUAAAACUAACUGCUGAAAACAAACUUAAUGAAAGAGUUUCAAAGAAUGUUGAUGUUGCAAUAUAGCAAGCAUGGCGAGUGCAUACUCAAGGAAAUCGGAGCAGCCUUCAGAGGGGAGCACCCAGCCGACCUCACCAUAGUCUGCGAGAACAAAGUGAAACUGCAUGCUCACAAAUUGGUCCUGGCAGCAGCCAGUCCUCUCAUCAGAAAUCUAUUGGAGGACACUCAUUUGAGCGACUGCUCUACUACCGUUUACUUUCCCGAUGUGAAUGCCACCUAUUUCAAAUUCCUGCUGGACUUUCUCUACUCCGGCCAGACGUGCAUCACAUCGAGGGAUGUCAACUACCUGCACGAUCUGCUGCUGUUGCUCCAAAUCAAAUCAGACAGCUGGAAGACCACCGACUCGGCCUAUCUGAACAGCAAGUGUGGCGGCAGUUUGAGGGAGCGGGCCGACAGGCGAAAGCAACAGUUCGCCUCGCCGCAUAAUCUGGAGGAGCCCGAUCAGACGCUAAAGUAUGAGGUGGACAGUGUGGAUGAGUCGCGUCAUGCGGCCGACUUCUCGGUGGCCUACAAUUCGGGGGAUAACUGCGAGAGCGCCAACGAGUGCGAGCGAAGCGGUGGCGGUGGCGUCCACAAGGACGAGGAUGAUGACGACGACGACUGCACCCACAAGGACAACAAGAGCGACAAAGACACCGACGAAAUAGUUAAUCUCUCGAAUGCCCCACCAAGCGGUAACAGCGGCAGCAACAGCAACAUCAGUACCAACAGCAACCACCAUCAUCAGCAUCAGCAUCAGCACCACCCUCACCACCACCACAACAACAAUAAUAACAACAACAGCAGCAGUUCAGCUAUUAAUCCUGUCAACCUAUCACUUGACCUUCGGACAAAAAGCGAGAACUCCACCAGCAGAACCCAUGGCUCCGGAUCAGAUCACAGUGGCAUCGACCUGGCGGUUAACGCCAGCGAGAGCACAAAACGCAAAGGACUAUUCUUCGACUCGCACAAGGACGUUAUGAAACCGCUGUCCGAUGGCUCGGACAUUAACAGCUCGCCGGAGAACUAUGUCGUGACACCGCAUCGAAAGCGACGGCCGGGAUUCCACAAUACACAGAGUGACAACCAACCGUUCACCUCGUACCAGCACAAUUUCCUCGAGGAGCUGCGCCUGGUCAAGUCAACGACAUCGCCCAUCUCUGGCUUUGGGUCGGAGAAGAACAUGUUAUCCCACCUAGAGGACGGAGCCCUGAACGGAGACACCCUGACGCCGGACCGAAAACAGUUAUUGGAGGCGCAACGCAAUCGGGCCCAGAGCCCCGAGAUACCAAUGCAUCUGGGGCCGCAGUUCGUCUACCAGUGGCAGUCCAAUCAGAAUGCCGCCAUGUCCGCAAUGCCCAAUCUGCAGUCGCGACUCUCUAGUCUGUCGCACAUCAACCUGAACCUAGACCAUCCGGAGGGUAGGAGUGGUUCCGCAUCCGGUUCUGGGUCAGGAUCGAAUCUUGCCGGCAGCAAUACACACGCCUCGUCGGUACGAGAGUAUCGCUGCGAGUACUGUGGCAAGCAGUUCGGCAUGUCCUGGAAUCUGAAGACCCAUCUGCGAGUUCACACCGGCGAGAAGCCGUUCGCCUGCCGCCUCUGCGUGGCCAUGUUCAAGCAAAAGGCCCACCUGCUGAAGCAUCUGUGUUCGGUCCAUCGGAAUGUCAUUACCACCACCAACGGAGCGGAUACGGAAAACCGAUACAGUUGCUGUUUCUGCUCCAUGUGCUUCGAGUCGGUGCAGGAGCUAGUGCGCCACCUGUCUGGACAUCAUAAUAACCUGCUGCUGACCAAGAACCUGCGCGAAUAGCUAACAACCGAUCAUCCCGAGUAUCCGAUCUGUCCGAUCUGACCGCCGGACGGACCACUGCAAAGAGACCUGAAUUUUAAAUAAUAUACAAUACAAUCGUACGGUAACAGUAACAGAUUUAAUUGCCUAUUGUAUAAAUAUGUAAAAUGUACAUUUAAAUCGUAAGUUUACCAACACAUUCACGCGACUCCGCUCGAUAUAUAAUAUAUGUAUACAUAUAUAUAUGUAUAUUUUACCUAACCAACAUGGCAUGGAGCUCCAGAACCGAAUCCCGCAUCCCUACGAUGCGCACAGGAGGCCAAUCACAUUGUUGUUUUCUCAUUUAAAUUUUAUUCGACAUUCAAAUACUACCCUACCCCCUUCCCCCCAUUCAACAAUACUUCCACUAAUGCGCUACUACGACCCCCCCCCCCCCCCCCCCAAUCUUUUUAAAACGGCUGGUCCAUUCAUUAGUGGAGCAAUUUAUAAUUUAAGGAUAUUUUUAUACGCAAGGUAUUGUAAUUUCUAUUGUAUUUCCAAAAUGUCUUACAUGAAACUUCAUUACCGGAAA
This is a messenger RNA of Drosophila ananassae, 3158 nucleotides long. It is a transcript of the gene ken, whose product is annotated as transcription factor Ken. The record is from RefSeq and is a predicted model, not a curated record. Gene Ontology annotation, cellular component: nucleus. The transcript is spliced from 3 exons. The coding region runs from base 788 to 2608 and encodes 606 amino acids. NCBI's taxonomy places the organism in Eukaryota, Metazoa, Arthropoda, Insecta, Diptera, Drosophilidae. Gene Ontology annotation, biological process: regulation of transcription by RNA polymerase II. Gene Ontology annotation, molecular function: DNA-binding transcription factor activity; protein binding; RNA polymerase II cis-regulatory region sequence-specific DNA binding.